Molecule: messenger RNA, 5815 nt
Organism: Conger conger (European conger)
Lineage: Eukaryota; Metazoa; Chordata; Actinopteri; Anguilliformes; Congridae
Gene: slc38a3a
Product: solute carrier family 38 member 3a
Exons: 17
Coding region: 373-1914 (513 amino acids)
Biological process (GO): L-glutamine transport; histidine transport; amino acid transmembrane transport
Molecular function (GO): L-asparagine transmembrane transporter activity; L-glutamine transmembrane transporter activity; L-histidine transmembrane transporter activity
Source: RefSeq, a predicted model, not a curated record
AUUAGCCAGCAAUAGAAGCGGAACAUUCAAGAGAAGUGCUCGUUUUGUGCCGUACAGUCAAGUGGUACCCAAGAGGAAAGAAACUGGGACAGAAGACAGAAGAAAAGAAAAGAAGGUAGCAUUAACUCUGCAAGUAGGCUACUCGCUACUGGAGGAAUUAAUACUGGUCCAUCGUGGCAGUGUGGCACAAUUUCUCUUGUGACUGAUCUUUGAAGGGCUGCGGCAAGGAUAUUGUGUGAAGCGUACACAUACAAACACACACACACACACACACGCGCAUACACACACACACACACGCACACACACACACACCCGCACCCCACACACACACACAUACACACACACAGGACUUGGAUAAUUGCCGCUGAAAGCAUGGAGCCUGCCCAGACGGAGAUGAGUAUGAUUCCUAAUGGGAAGGGGCACGAAGUGGAGGACAACGCCGUAUCCAUGAAAGUACUGCCAGAAGCAACAGACCAAAAUUGUACCGAAAAUGUCAGUCCUUGCAGGUUGGACAGUGGACAGCAAAAUAUGGCAGAAAGUCAAGAGUUCCUGUCUGCCAUGGACAACAAGAACACUGUGGGCUUCACUGAUUUUGAGGGAAAGACGUCCUUUGGAAUGUCUGUGUUCAACCUGGGAAAUGCUAUCAUGGGCAGUGGAAUUCUGGGAUUGGCAUAUGCCAUGGCCAACACUGGCGUCAUCCUCUUCCUGUUCCUCCUCACUGUGGUGGCUGGUCUCUCAUCCUACUCCAUUCAUCUGCUGCUAAAGUCCUCAGGAAUCGUGGGUAUUCGGGCCUAUGAGCAGUUGGGUUACAGGGCCUUUGGUGUGCCGGGCAAGAUGGCUGCCGGGAUUGCCAUCACCUUGCAAAACAUUGGAGCCAUGUCCAGCUACCUGUACAUUGUGAAGUAUGAGUUCCCGUUGGUCAUACGGGCCUUUCUGGGGCCUGACACCCCUUCCAGUGAUGAGUGGUUCUUGAACGGUAAUUACCUGGUCAUCAUAGUGUCCAUCUGCAUCAUCCUGCCCCUAGCCUUGAUGAAGCAGCUGGGUUACCUGGGCUACACUAGUGGCUUCUCCCUGAGCUGCAUGGUGUUCUUCCUCAUUGCGGUGAUCUAUAAGAAGUUCCAGGUGCCCUGCCCCUUCGAGGACUACUCCUAUAACAACACCCUGGCUCUGAACUCCAGCCUAGCAGUUCACACCUCUGGGGUCUCCAAUGCGAACAACUCAGCCUGUGCCCCGAAAAUGUUCACCAUGAACUCACAGACAGCCUACACCAUCCCCAUCUUGGCUUUUGCCUUUGUGUGCCACCCCGAGGUCCUGCCAAUCUACACUGAGCUGCGAAACCCCACCAAGAAGAGGAUGCAGCAUGUCGCCAACAUCUCCAUCGCAGUCAUGUACACUAUGUACUUCCUGGCCGCUCUGUUCGGAUACUUGACGUUCUAUGGUAAGGUGGAGGCGGAGCUGCUGCACACCUACAGCCGCAUUGACCCGUACGACACGCUGAUCCUGUGUGUGCGUCUGGCUGUGCUGACGGCUGUCACUCUCACUGUACCCAUCGUCCUGUUCCCGGUGCGAAGGGCGCUCCAGCAGAUGCUCUUUCCCAAUAAGACCUUCAACUGGCUGCGUCACAUCAUCAUCGCCAUCAUCCUCAUCACCUUCAUCAACCUGCUGGUCAUCUUUGCCCCCAACAUCCUGGGCAUCUUCGGGAUCAUAGGUGCCACCUCGGCUCCCUGCCUCAUCUUCAUCUUCCCCGCCGUCUUCUACAUCCGCAUCGUGCCCAAGGAGGAGGAGCCCAUAUCCUCCACCCCCAAAAUCCUGGCCGUUUGCUUCGCCAUCCUCGGCCUCCUCUUCAUGAUCAUGAGCCUCAGCUUCAUCUUCAUCGAUUGGACGUCAGGGAACAAAUCGCCCAAUGGUCAUUAGGCUCCACCCACUGCCUGCAGGCUUUUCUGUACUUUUAGAAUCAUACAUACUUUUUAUUUUUUAUUUUUUGGUUUGUAUUAUAAUGGAUGCACUAUCUCUUCAGAUGGAAAGUACAGGCCAAAACAAGGCAUACCAAACCCUCAUAUAAUGUAUCCCACUGAAGUGUGGCUGUUCAGGGACAAGUCUAGCCAGGCUGGACACAACAGGGUCCAUACACUAUCAUCACCCCUGAGCCACACAAAACCAACAGCCUGGCAGUCCACAUACCUUGUGUGUUGGCUGUCAGGAUCAACUCAUGAGCAAGGGCAGGUAUUUUAGUCUAGCAUACAGGACAGUGGGGUAUUCAGGAUUGGUGGGGUGGGCAGCAUAGUGAAGGGAGUUUUUGUUUUUAACUUGAAGAUUCUGGGUCUGUAGACAGUGCUGAGAGACUGCUGGGCUCGAGUUUAAAUCACUCAGAUUUUAACAUGACAGCUCUCAGCACUCCAAGGCCUUCUAACCCCAUAUCACUAGAAAUGCUCAUCACAUUUGUCUGAAUGCAGACAAAUGACUUAUCAAGCCAUAUUAACUGGUGUGAACAAAUCCAUUUUUAAAUAUUCAUUUUUACAUAAGGAGAAAUGGUGUUAAUGCAUGUGUUGACGCUGUUCUUUUGCUGCUAAGCAAUACUAAGGGUCUGCUUUGAGGAGCACUUUUCAUCCCUUGUUGAGGAUCGCAGAGCGCUUUGCGGUGAUUGGUUAACACACCUCAACCGCCACCAGUGUCCACUGUCCUCCAGGAUGCAUGACCAGCCAUUUUCACACCCUGAUGUUGUCAUGGUGAUUUAAAGUUUUACGCGGUGAGCGGAGACGUAGGUUUGGGGAUCAUGGGACCUGUGGGUGGCCAUGCACAUGUACCAAAGUUUUCCUUUUCUCAACACAGGGCAGAGACAAGAUGGCCCGUCAAUCUUUCAGGAAUAAGAGGUAGUGCAUCCUAGCAAAAUCAGAGCAGACAUAGAAACUUGGCUUGUUGAAACCUCCUCUUCCCUGAUCUGUCUCCCUGCUCCUCUACCUUCUCCCCUUAACCUUUGGCCUCACAACCUACAGUUAGUACAACAGGAGCUAUGUUGGAGCCCAUGUUGGUUAUAAGCCUACACUACAUGUGGAGGGAAUAGGUGGAGCAUUAUGUAGUAUUUUUUAAGGUUAUUUUCUCAGUAAGAGGGGAAUACAGUGUGCAAUAGCUGAAGUAAAUCAGGUAGUGGAAGCUAUUGGACAGAGUGAGAGUGCUGCCGGGGGUCUUUCAACUCCCUAAAUGUCCUCCAUCAUGGCCAGAGGUGCUCUCGUUGUUAACACUGUCCCUUCCUCCCAUGUGUCUGUAAGAAAGAACCUUAUAUAUUUUGAAUAUAAGAUUACUACAGAUUUUAAUAUAUGUAUUUGCAUUUUAUUUUUGCUUUGUCUCAAGACAAAUACAUGGAGUUCACAGUUUUUUCAUACCAGCCUUGUCUGCCAUAGUGUACCAGAGUCUCUCAGUGUCUGUCUGGUUCUUAGUGUUACAGAAACAUUGCAUCAGAGUAGUUUUCACAUGCAGACUUCCAGAGCAUUUCUGUUGUAACCAGGCCAGUGAGGUCACUUCCUGGAAACAGGCACAGGGACAGGCAGGUCCUGAAUCAAAUGAACAGUGACCUUAGCCCAGGGCUGUCACAAGUAAUUAGAGUGAACCAAAAUAUAUACAUAUAAAACAAAUAUAGAAUAAACACAGAACACUAUGUGCACAAGGAGAUUGGAGGAUGAUAGCUGUAAAUAUUCUGAUGUCGAAGGCGAGUUUGAUUCUUUCCUGGAGGCUUAGUCAUAUUGGUACAGCAGAUGCACCAUGCUGUGCACGUGUCUUUGUUGAACCAGCGUCAUUUUAACAUUCCUGCACCGUAGGGGAUUAGCUAGAGCACUUUCAGCUGAAAAGCACAAUUUACACUUAAUUAAUCAAUUGACAGAUUAUAUUUGUACAUGAAUAAUGAUUUCAUGUUUUUUAAUAGAUGUACAUUUAAGCACACGUCUUUGUAAUACUAAUCUUGAACCAUUAAACAAUGAAAUGGUUCAUUCUUGAACAAAGUCAUAUGUAUACUAAUUUAAAAUAUAAUGGUUCCAAGCUCAUAGUGUUACACAGUACCAUGAGUUUUCAAAUGUAUUUUCAAAAUACUUGGAAGUCACUUUUUUUUAUCUGCCAUCUGUUCAAAAAUCAAUUUUUGAUAUGAGUACAGUUGUAGAGAAAAAAAUGUGGUUCAUUUGAUGUAUUCUAACAGAUUGUAUCUGUGCUUGUAUUUAAAGAGAGUAUUCUGUGGUUUUUGCAAUAGGAGGACUUCUGCUCUGUAUUGCGAAGCCAUCAGUGAACAAUGGUGAACAGGAUUUACUCUAAGUAUGCUAGUGCCCUCAAGUGGAAAGUAACUGUUAGGGGUGCACUACACUGUUCAUGGUGAGGCCUGGAAUGAGUCAUACUAUGCCAUACUAUGUCACUUCUAUUUCAUAUGAUGGCCAUGUUUAUGGCCAUUUUCAGCAUUAACAUUACUGUCAUUACAUGUUUGGAUUCGUAGUGCAUUGGAUUCUCCUUUGUAUGAAGUCAUUCUUUUCAUCAGACACCGUACACCUGAAAGUGAUGGAAACCCUUGUCAAUCCAUCCAGUUUUGAACCCAGACUGAUGUAAUUUUUAGACAGAUGUGCUGUGAGAUCUUGUGGCCCUUUAAACCCCUAACACAGAGGUAACACCCCCUGUGCAAGUGUCAGUCAAGUGUCAGUUCCUGGUUUUCUACCUAGACUUCUCUGGAGAUUUGUGAUGAAUUGCUGUUUUCUAAGCUGCAGUGGGUGCUGUAAUAUUGUAUGUAAAGUGUUGCGUCAUCUUUUUUGGUCAAAUUGAAUGGUUUUCUAGCACAACCUCCAUGACCACUGAUAUCCUUUGACUGCACUUCCCCUCAUCCUCAGUAUCUCCUACAUUGUCAGUAUGCUAGUCACUUUCUCUGUCCUUGGAUGCCAUGCCCUACUGACUAAUUCAAUAGUUUGAUAACCUGGAUUUAUGUUUUAAAAUUGGAAAUAGGAUAUUAAAAUAUUACAAUUUUGCAUAUUCAUUUAAAAAGUGUAGUUGCAUGAAUUGCAUAGUUUAGUAGGCUGGGGAAAUAUUUGAAUGCACAGGGUAUAUCCACUAAGGAUAGUAUUAUGGACACUUUUCUAACGACUCCUUUAAUUUUUAAUUAUAAGCCAGGAAUCAUAUCAUACACAAACAUAAGAGUAUUUAAUAAAACAUUAUUUUUUAAUGGCCGAUUGCAUUUCAUUUAUUUUUGCUUCAGUGGAUGUUUUCCAAUUUGGCCUGUUCCAGAGAGGUAAACAAUCCUUUCCAUUUCAGUCCUUGAUGGAUUUUUGACCUAGCCACUUCAUUUAAAUUGGACUAAAGUGCAAUGAACAGUAAUGGUGGGUUUAACUUCUGUUUCACACCUGAGCAUUUGGGGGUGGCAUCCUCAAACUGUCUAUAUGAGACUCCUUACCCAGACAACGUCCUCAAACUGUCCUCUGGUUUUGCCAUGCUUGUCUGGUAAUUGGGUCUUUGUCCUUUGUUUAGAUUUUUCGUUUGUGAUUUACUUAACAACAUGACAAUAAGUUAAUAACUAACUUGUGUGAUUUUUGGACUUACCUGGCAGCAUGUAUAAAUAAUGUAUAUAAAUGUAAACCCUUUAUAUUCUCUUGAUGCAUAUCUAACUGUGUAAAUAGCCUGGAUAUAUUUAGUUUGACAAUAAAAAAUAAUAAUUAAAAACAUAAUAAAAAACCAAAUGUAAUCAUUUUUAAAACUAUAAAAAUAGUUAUACGUUUGUGUUCCCCUGUUUAUUGAAAUACCAGCAGUUACUGUACUGUGAACAAUGUUGCAAUAAAGAAAACAGUUUAAAAAACAA